AUGGGUAAGUUCUUGACAGGGGUGUCAAGCUAUAUGGUUAAGGAGUGUAGAUCAGCUAUGCUUAAUAUUGAGAUGAAUCUUUCCAGAUUGAUGACCCAUGCCCAACAGAUCAAACCAGAUAAGAUAAAAGAGAGGGAUAGAGUAAGGGGGAAUAAGAGAGCCAGAUCCGAGCAACCUACUUAUGGUCAGAAUAGAUCGCAAGGAGUGAAUUGCCCUCAGUUUCAGAGCCGCUCAUCUAUGCCAGCACCAUCGUCAGCUAGUGCUCCAGCACUUAGAGGUAGGCAAGCUCAGACUGCUAGUGCUCCAGCUCCUGUAGCUCGUCCAGCUCCUACUCAUGGUUUUUCUUCCAGCACUGCUGGCGGUCAGUGCCUGAACAGAUUCUAUGUUUUGGCUUCCCGUCAGGAGCAGGAGGACUCCCCCGAUGUUGUUACUGGUUUGCUUUGUGUGUUUCAGUUUGAUGUUUAUACGUUGUUGGACCCUGGGUCUAGUUUUUCAUAUGUGACACCUUGGGUUGCUGUAAAUUUUGAAAGUUAG
Capsicum annuum is the source of this 534-nucleotide messenger RNA. RefSeq lists its product as uncharacterized. Bases 1 to 534 code for a protein of 177 amino acids. NCBI's taxonomy places the organism in Eukaryota, Viridiplantae, Streptophyta, Magnoliopsida, Solanales, Solanaceae. The record is from RefSeq and is a predicted model, not a curated record. The transcript is spliced from 3 exons.